Molecule: messenger RNA, 3654 nt
Organism: Hyla sarda
Lineage: Eukaryota; Metazoa; Chordata; Amphibia; Anura; Hylidae
Product: oocyte zinc finger protein XlCOF6-like
Exons: 5
Coding region: 712-3105 (797 amino acids)
Biological process (GO): regulation of immune system process; regulation of cytokine production; negative regulation of transcription by RNA polymerase II
Source: RefSeq, a predicted model, not a curated record
GUGUUACCCCAGUAGUAAGGAGAUUACAUGAGGAGGAGGUUUGUUACAGUGUGUCACCCCAGUAGCAAAGAGAUUACAUGAGGAGGAGGUUUGUUACAGUGUGUUACCCCAGUAGUAAGGAGAUUACAUGAGGAGGAGGUUUGUUACAGUGUGUCACCCCAGUAGUAAGGAGAUUACAUGAGGAGGAGGUUUGUUACAGUGUGUCACCCCAGUAGGAAGGAGAUUACAUGAGGAGGAGGUUUGUUACAGUGUGUCACUCCAGUAGUAAAGAGAUUACAUGAGGAUUGUUACAAUGUGUCACCCCAAUAGUAAGGAGAUUACAUGAGGAGGAGGUUUGUUACAGUGUGUCACCUCAGUAGUAAGGAGAUUACAUGAGGAGGAGGUUUGUUACAGUGUGUCACCUCAGUAGUAAGGAGAUUACAUGAGGAGGAGGUUUGUUACAGUGUGUCACCUCAGUAGUAAGGAGAUUACAUGAGGAGGAGAUUUGUUACAGUGUAUCACCCCAGUAGUAAGGAGAUUACAUGAGGAGGUUUGUUACAGUGUGUCACCUCAGUAGUAAGGAGAUUACAUGAGGAGGAGAUUUGUUACAGUGUAUCACCCCAGUAGUAAGGAGAUUACAUGAGGAGGAGGUUUGUUACAGUGUGUCACCCCAGCAGUAAGGAGAUUACAUGAGGAGGAGGCUCCUCCUCUUCUCCUGAAUGACCCCCAAGGAUGGAGAAGGACAGGAAUGAGAUGACAAAGAGAAUAUUACACUUCACCUUGGAGAUCCUCCACAUGCUGACUGGAGAGGAUUACACCAUAGUGAAGAAGAGAUGGGGGGAGUGUGUGGCCCCCAGCAGCCAUCUCAAUGAGCCAGGAGAACCAAGCAGAGUCCAGGGCCCCACUAUGGCGCCUCCACCUCUCUCACCGAUACAUGAGGAGAAGAUCCUAGAACUCACCCACAGGAUCACUGAGCUGCUGACUGGAGAGGUUCCUAUAAGGUGUCAGGAUGUGUCGGUCUAUUUCUCCAUGGAGGAGUGGGAGUAUGUAGAAGGACACAAGGAUCUGUACCAGGACAUAGUCAUGAUGGAGGAUCACCGGCCCCUCACAUCACAAGAAAAUCCCAGUAAGAAUUCUGAGGGAAACGUCAUGUUAUCCCUGAAUGAUAAAGAAGAAGAUGAAGAUAUGAAUGAGCGCUCCUCAGGAGAAGAUGGAGAGAUCAUGGAGCGCUCCUCAGCAGAAGAUGGAGAGAUCAUGGAGCGCUCCUCAGCAGAAGAUGGAGAGAUCAUGGAGCGCUCCUCAGGAGAAGAUGGAGAGAUCAUGGAGCGCUCCUCAGGAGAAGAUGGAGAGAUCAUGGAGCGCUCCUCAGCAGAAGAUGGAGAGAUCAUGGAGCGCUCCUCAGGAGAAGAUGGAGAGAUCAUGGAGCGCUCCUCAGCAGAAGAUGGAGAGAUCAUGGAGCGCUCCUCAGGAGAAGAUGGAGGGAUCAUGGAGCGCUCCUCAGGAGAAGACCUCCUUACCCCUAAUGUCCAUCCACAUCUAUCCUAUAAUAAUCCACCUGAUCAUGAGGAACCUUCUCCUGACCAACCACACAUUGUUACCACAAGGACAGAUCAGAAAGGAGGGAAAGGUUUCUGUUGUGAGGAAUGUGGGAAACAAUUUACAAAAAGAUCAGAACUUAUUACUCACAGAAAAAGUCACACAGGAGAGAAGAUAUUCAGUAUAAAGCAAUCACAUCUUGUCAGACAUGAGAGAAGUCACACAGCCAAGAAGCCAAAUUCAUGUUCAGAAUGUGGGAAAUGUUUCCCAAGUAAAUCAGACCUUAUUAGGCAUCAGAGAACACACACAGGAGAGAAGCCGUAUUCAUGCCAAGAAUGUACCAAAUGUUUUACAAAUAAAUCACAGCUUGUUAUACAUGAGAGAAGACACACAGGAGAGAAGCCACCACAUUCAUGUUUGGAAUGUGGAAAAUGUUUCUCAACUAAAUCAUAUCUUGUUGUACAUGAGAGAAUUCACACAGGAGAGAAGCCAUAUUCAUGUUCAGAAUGUGAGAAAUGUUUCUCACGUAAAGCAAAGCUUGUUAGGCAUCAGAAGUGUCACAUAGGAGAAAAGCCAUUUUCAUGUGUGGAAUGUGGGAAAUGUUUUUCAACUAAAUCAUAUCUUGUUGUACAUGAGAGACUUCACACAGGAGAGAAGCCAUUUUCAUGUUCAGAAUGUGAGAAAUGUUUCUCACGUAAAGCAAAGCUUGUUAGGCAUGAGAGAAGUCACACAGCAGAGGAGCCGUAUUCAUGUUCAGAAUGUAGGAAAUGUUUUACAACUACUUCCCAGCUUAUUUUACAUCAGAGAAGUCACACAGGGGGAAAGUCACUAUCAUGUUCAAAAUGUGGGAAAUAUUUUAAAGAUAAAUUCCAUCUUGUUAGACAUGAGAGAACUCACACAGGAGAGAAGCCGUAUUCAUGUUUGAAAUGUGGGAAAUGUUUUAUAACUAAAUCACAUCUUCUUACACAUGAGAGAACUCACACAGGAGAGAAGCCGUAUUCAUGUUCGGAAUGUAGGAAAUGUUUUAUAACUAAAUCACAUUUUGUUACACAUGAGAGAACUCAUACAGGAGAGAAGCCAUUUUCAUGUUUAGAAUGUGAGAAAUGUUUUCCAAGCAAAGCAAGUCUUUGUAAACAUGAGAGAAUUCACAAAGGAGAGAAGCCACAUUCUUGCUUAGAAUGUGGAAAAUGUUUUAGAACUAAAGCAUGUCUUGUUAGACAUGAGAGAACUCACACAGUAGAGAAGCCAUUUUCAUGCUCAGAUUGUGGUAAAUGUUUCAAAACUAAAUCAUAUCUUGUUAUACAUGAGAGAACUCACACAGGAGAGAAGCCAUUUCCAUGCUCAGAGUGUGGGAAAUGUUUCAAAAUUAAAUCAUAUCUUGUUAGACAUGAGAGAACUCACACAGGAGAGAAGCGAUUUUCAUGCUCAAAGUGUGGGAAAUGUUUCAAAUUUAAAUCAUAUCUUGUUAGACAUGAGAGAACUCACACAGGAGAGAAGCCAUUUUCAUGCUCAGAUUGUGGGAAAUGUUUCAAAACUAAAGCACAUCUUGUUAGACAUGAGAGAAGUCACACAGGGGAGAAGAUAUUCUGACGUUUUAUGUUUAUAAAGAAAAUAAAUUUUAAAACUCAUCAGAAAAUUCAAAUAGAGAAGAAACCAUGUUUCUGUUAUAAAUAUAAACAAUGCUCCAAAAAGAAAAAAAAUGUCAACACAUCUGGUUCUUCAGACAUUAAACAUCCAGGAGAGGGUUUAAAGGGAACCUGUCCGCGCUAGUUUCCUCUUCACAACACACAAUCAGUUAUUUGAUAAUGUUUCCUCCCAUGGGGCUAUGAACGCCGUCCGAUCCCGAUAUCUUAAGGACAGUAAACAUGGAGAGUUGUGUGCACUGUAGUCACAUGGGCCACAAGUAGUCAUGUGGGCGGGCACCUCCUGAGAACUAGUCACCUAGUCAUGGCUGUAAUAACACCUACUGAGGUGUGACUGAUAAUCCAGAGAGCAUCCUCCAUCAUCUCCACUGUUCUGCCAUCUGCCCUAUGAUGUAGGGUUCUCUCUGGCUUCUCAUUCACCCCUCAUUAUUACAGCCAUGACCAGGUGACUGGUUCUCAGGAGGCCCCGCCCACAUGACUACUGGGACUCAUUUCA